AUAUAUAUAUAUGUCUAUCCAUAUGUCUGCUUAUACCCUGAAUUCUCCAUCAGGCACCUGAUUUUGUAUUAGCACCAGCUUCCUUCACUGAUUCCAUGCACCAGCACGAAGUGUGGUUUUGAUGCUGCUGCUGCAGCUUCUUCAUCAUCUCUCAUGUACUCUACUGCCUCUCCUAUUUAUGGCCUCUUCUUCCCCACUUUAAUGGAAUUCUUCUUUAAAGAGUGAGGGUUACUUUGCAUUUAGUGUAUAUAUAUAUAUAUAGUUGGAGUAGUCAUAGAUAUAGUAAUGAUGUUUACCUUUUUAUCUAUAAUCAUUUUUGGAAGCUUAAAGGGGAGUUUAGGUCACUAUAGGUUAUUUCCCUACCCUACCUUAUCCCAUAUAAUACCACAUACUUGCAUAUAUUUUUAGUGGGAAAUUUGUAUCAAUGGUUCAAAUCUUUUCUAACACUACAACACACCACAUGGCAACAAUUUUGCAUCACUUUUAUGUAGCACUGCCCGAGUCUAGUCAUUUGGUUGAAGUUUUUAUUAUAUUUAUAAACCACCUCUGCAUAGCCUUAAACUGCAUUAAUUUGUUUCUCUACUCAGCACUGCCUUUACUACUAGUCAAUAUGUUUUGAAUUAGUAACAACUUGCUAUAUUAUUAUCAACGGUACAUGGAUUGGCUCCCGAAUAUCAAUAGGGAAAUGUAUAUUACUAUAUAAAACAAGGUGAUAGAAUUAGCAAAAAGUGCACAUAAAGCUUGGGCUAGAACUCCUCUUUGGAAGAGAGCAGAGCUCCUUCACAACGCAGCUGCUAUCCUGAAGUAGCACAAGGCUCCAAUUGUUGGGUGCCUGGUGAAAGAAAUUGCAAAACCAGCUAAAGAUGCAUUCUCUGAGGUUGUGAGAUCUGGAGAUCUUAUCUCUUACACAGCAAAAGAGGGAGUAAGAAUUCUUGGAGAGGGCAAGUUCUUGGUUUCUGAUAGUUUUCCUGGAAAUGAGAGGACAAAGUACUGCCUCACUUCUAAGAUCUCCGUUGAAGUGAUACUAGCUAUUCCACCCUUUAACUUUCCUGUCAAUCUUGCUGUCUCAAAGAUUGGUCCUGCAUUGAUUGCUGGAAACUCACUUGUACACAAGCCUCCUACUCAGGGUGCUGUCUCUUGCUUACAUAUGGUACAUUGCUUUCACUUGGCUGGUUUUCCCAAAGUCCUCAUCAGUUGUGUCACUGGUAAAGGCUCUGAGAUUGGCGACUUCUUUACUAUGCAUCCUGGUGUUAACUGCACAAGCUUCACCGGAGGAGAAACAAGUAUUGCAAUUUCGAAGAAGGCAGGGAUUAUCCCACUUCAGAUGGAGUUGGGAGGAAAAGAUGCCUGCAUUAUCCUGGAAGAUGCUGAUCUCAAUUUGGUAGCAACAAACAUAAUAAAAGGAGGCUUUUCAUACAGUGGACAAAGGUGCACUGCGAUUAAGGUUGUUGUGGUGAUGGACUCAAUUGCUGGUGCUUUGGUUGAGAAGGUGAAGGAUAGAGUUGCAAAACUAAGCGUCGGGCUGCCAGAGGAUAACUGUGAUAUAACCCCAGCAGUUACAGAAUCCUCAGCUAAAUUCAUUGAAGGACUAAUCAAAGAUGCCAAAGAGAAAGGAGCAACGUUUUGCCAAGAGUACAAGAGAGAAGGAAACCCCAUCUGGCCUUUACUGUUGGAUAACGCAAGACCUGAUAUGAGAAUUGUAUGGGAGGAGCCAUUUGGUCUUGUUCUUCCUCUUAUCAGAAUCAACUCUAUUGAAGAAGGAAUCCACCAUUGCACUGCUAGCAAUUUUGGCCUCCAAGUAUUAUUGAUAUUAUACCCUUUUUUUUCUCCAUGUCAGAUACUAAUACUUUCCAAUGGAACACAAGGUUGUGUAUUCACAAGAGACAUCAACAAAGCUAUCUUGAUCAAUGAUGCAAUGGAAACAGGAAUAGUUCAGAUCAACUCUGCGCCAGCUCGUGGACCGGAUCAUUUUCCUUUCCAAGUGAAUAACUCAGGCUCCGAAUAGAUUAGCUAAGUCUAAGUCUUAGCAAUUUAGCUUUUCCCAAGGCAAAUUAUGUAUAGAACUAAAAGAAAGAAUUGUUGAUGACAGGGUCUGAAGGAUAGUGGAAUAAGGUCACAAGGAAUCAUCAACAACAUCAACAUGAUGGUUAAGGUUAAGAUCACUGUUAUCAACUUGCUGAGCCCUUCUUACACCAUAGGUUAGUAUUUAUUUGUCAGAGAAUCAAUAAUCAAAACAAGUAUUAUUUGUAGCUAAUUAAUUAGUAAGAUCUUUAGACAGAUUUGGUCUUUAGAAUUGUAUUGUGUAUCCUCUCUAUUAAUGAGUAUUAAGAGUAUAAAUAAAUAAGUUAGUCUAUAAAUAUAAAAUUUGUGAACCAAAAACUCUAUUCUAAAUUUAAUCACACAACUAUUAAAUGUCUCAUAUA
This is a messenger RNA of Ricinus communis (castor bean), 2423 nucleotides long. Its product is annotated as NADP-dependent glyceraldehyde-3-phosphate dehydrogenase-like. NCBI's taxonomy places the organism in Eukaryota, Viridiplantae, Streptophyta, Magnoliopsida, Malpighiales, Euphorbiaceae. The transcript has 5 exons. The record is from RefSeq and is a predicted model, not a curated record. Gene Ontology annotation, molecular function: lactaldehyde dehydrogenase (NAD+) activity. The coding region runs from base 1148 to 2005 and encodes 285 amino acids.